AUGGCUCGCUGUGCUGAGCUGGUGAACGGUGCUGGGUGCGAGACAGCGGAGGUCCCAGUCUCCAGUCACUCCCCGGCAGUGGCCAGCUCACAUACUGCAAGAUCAAGAUUGAGUGUCUUAUUCUGGAAAGGCUCCUUUGGACAAGUGGUGAAGGGCUACGACACGGAAGCCGCCACUUCAUGUUCCAAAACCACCUCUGUCUCGUCUUUGAGCUCCUCUCCCACCAUCUCUACAAACUCCUCCGCAACACCGACUUCCGCGGCGUCUCUCUCAACCUCACUCGGAGGUUUACCCAGCAGUUGUGCACGGCGCUUUUAUUCCUCUCUCGCAUCAUCCACUGCGACCUCACUCCCCUCGUCUCCAGGCUCCCUCACUACCCUUGUCUCCAGUUGUUGUACUUCAUUUACUGCCUUAUUUGCAGUUUAUUUGGCACUUCCGACCUUUCCAUUGUUAUUGCACUUGUACCUUGAGUAUGUAUCUGUACAC
Messenger RNA from Geodia barretti, 486 nucleotides. The record is from the annotation of a GenBank genome assembly. NCBI's taxonomy places the organism in Eukaryota, Metazoa, Porifera, Demospongiae, Tetractinellida, Geodiidae.